AUGGGGACACCGUAACAGUUUUAUAGAGAUUCAAAGACUGGAUUAAGACCGUUCUACUUUCCCCACUUUCCUUCACGCGCUCGUGCUGACGUUUUUUUUUUCCCCCCCGAAAUGCUAUCGGAAGAUCGGAACCGGCGAGCCACCCCGGCGCGGCGUCGUCGAGGUGGAAGAGAGAACCACCGUCCGUGACGCGUGCAACGUGAUACGUGACGCGUCUCUAGGGACGGAGUCUCUUCUUAAUUACGCGACGGUCCGGACGCUCAUUCUGAUUUUGAGACGAACGCAAGGCUUUUAAGAUGGCUGCGAAAACGGACGACGCGGCGUCCAUCGACAAUCCCAACGACGGAGAGAGUCUAGACAAGGAGAUAUUGACAAUCGGCGGAAACGAUGGAAUCCGAAGGAGAAGGAUUCCGCCAACGUAUCUGUACAAUACGGGAUCGGAGCAGAGUACAGGGACCUCGGACCAGGAACAAACCGCUCGGAACCGCACUCCAGCCACGGAGGAUCAGUUAGGUCCGUUACCACCUAACUGGGAGAAGGCGUACACGGACACGGGAGAAGUUUAUUUCAUAGAUAAAUCAUGUUAUAGCCACAAUACCGGCACAUCUCACUGGCUGGACCCGCGUCUGUCGAAAUUUCAAAAGAGAUCGCUGGAGGAAUGCCUCGACGAUGAAUUACCCUACGGUUGGGAGAAAAUUGACGACACCCUGUACGGCACGUAUUUCAUCGAUCACGUGAAUCGUAGAACUCAAUACGAAAAUCCGGUGUUGCAAGCGAAAAGAGCGCAGCAGAACAUGCUCGAGAGGAAGAGUCCCAACUUUACUAGAAAUCCCGACAAGCUGAAGGGUCACAGGAUACGGACUACCUUAUUAAAGAGUUCGCGUGGCCUGGGAUUCACCAUUGUCGGCGGGGACGAUGCCGUGGAAGAAUUCCUCCAAAUCAAAAGCGUCGUGCCAAAUGGUCCAGCGUGGCUGGAUGGGAAGCUACAAACCGGGGACGUGUUGGUAUACGUUAAUGACACCUGUGUGCUUGGAUUCACGCAUAAUGAAAUGGUGAAUGUAUUCAAGUCAAUUGGUAGCGGCGAUACGGUAACCUUGGAAGUGUGCCGAGGUUACACGUUGCCUUUCGAUCCCAAUGAUCCUAAUACAGAAGUUGUGACCACGAUCGCCGUCAACGCGCCAGAAGAUCCUGCGAUGUACAUGGAUUUAAACUCGUCUCUUCAAGACAACGGACGUUUCAAUUUUUUGGACUCCACAUUCUUGCCGGUGCACAGUCUCCAGAAUGGUGAGAAUCUCGCCACGACGUCCGUCAAUUCGAUGCCCGAUCUUUGUAUUUCGGACAAAAUCAACACGAUAAAGAGACCGAGCAGCACGGAUAUUCUGCUGUCGGAAAGUAGCGAUUUGAACGAUUGUAAGGACUCAUCGGUGUCUUCCAAGCCAGAGUUUCUCAGCAUCGCCAUCGUAAAAGGAGCCAUGGGGUUUGGGUUUACGAUAGCGGACUCUGCACACGGCCAGAAGGUCAAAAAGAUUCUGGAUCGUCAGCGUUGUAAAAACUUGAUGGAGGGCGAUAUUCUGGUCAACAUAAACGACAUCAACGUUAGGAACAUGUGCCACUCAGAGGUGGUGCAAGUAUUGAAGGACUGCCCGCGUAACGAGGAAGCGUUGAUACACGUUCAGCGAACGACGACAAAGUCGAAGGAGAAAAAGGAGAAGACCGCGCAGGAUUUUUUCAGAAGCAAAACGCCCACCGCGGAUAUCUACAGCACCCAGUCGAAGACGGUAAUACCUAGCAGACCGAAAACACCAUUGAUCGACACCAGAAAUCGUUCCAAAUCACCGACUAGCGCGAGCAGAUCGAACUGGAGCGAGGUGCAGGGCGAAAAUGAAUUGAAUCCGCUAGAUAACCAUUAUAAGUACGCCGACUAUUCGCAUGGGAUGUACUACUCGGAUCCGUAUAAAGCUAACAUCACGGCCAAUUUGUCGGAGAAUUUUGCGGUGAUGAAUCUCGACGACGAUUCCAUUAGGAACGUUCCGAAGCGUGACUGGGUCACAAACGACAAGUUGAAUAUCAGUAACGACAUGUAUUCCAUCGACAUCUCUCAUCAUAACAAUAUGCUCAAGCAGAAUGGAUAUUUGCACUCCGAUUACUACAAGGAUGUCUAUCCAGUGCAAUCGCAUUCCCAGUACAAUGACGACUACAAUAUGUAUUCCAUUGGGCAGGAGCAGAAUGUUGACACCGGCGAGAUCUGGGAUAAGCGGAAAGAGACCACCAGUUUCGAGCACGAACAGCCACAUUCCAGUUCCAUAUCUCGAUAUCCUCAAUACACGAACGAAUUGGUGUGUCCAAUGGUGCCCGACAUAGAAUGGAUAGAAACUUUAGUGACUUUAGUCAGACAAGACACUGGAUUUGGAUUUAGAAUAGUUGGUGGUACGGAAGAAGGAUCUCAGCAGGUUUCGGUCGGUCAUAUUGUUCCUGGUGGAGCGGCCGAUCUUGACAACAGACUCAGCACCGGCGAUCUAAUCAUGUCUGUCGACGGAGAGAGCGUCAUGAAUUCUUCUCAUCAUCAUGUAGUGCAACUAAUGAUAGCGGCAGCACAAAACGGUCGAGUAACUCUGGGAAUACGACGUCGGAUCAACACGCAGGAGCAUCUUCAAGAGAACCUUCAGUCGUCUUACGGCCGACAAAUGAAUCUUCAAUAUCCGUAUGACGUUACUGUCACUCGAAUGGAAAACGAGGGAUUCGGUUUCGUAAUAAUCUCGUCUGUCAACAAAGCCGGCUCCACGAUCGGCAGAAUAAUCGAAGGCUCGCCCGCUGAAAGAUGCGGAAGAUUAAACGUCGGAGACCACAUUCUCGCUGUCAAUCAUAUAGAUAUCACAAACGUUUGCCACAAGGAUAUCGUCAAUUUAAUUAAAGAUUCUGGUUAUUCUGUCACAUUGACGAUUGGAUAUCCGUUGGACGAUUGCUGUAGCAAUACAUCUCUUUCUCAAAAGGACGAGCCUACAGGAGAUGGAGAUGGGGGCCAGUACCAUGCUGUAGAGUUGACUCGGGGUACCCGAGGUUUUGGCUUCAGCAUACGUGGUGGCCGUGAAUUUCAAAACAUGCCGUUAUUUGUCUUGCAAAUCGCAGAGAACGGCCCGGCAUCUAUCGAUAAUCGGCUUAGAAUUGGUGAUCAAAUAAUCGAAAUAAACGGUAUUAAUACCAAAAAUAUGACGCAUACAGAAGCGAUUGAGAUUAUACGUAACGGUGGACCAUCUGUUCGUCUGUUAGUGCGACGCGGCUGCCAGAUGCCUUCAGUGAGUAAUCUCACAAUCGACCAAAUAAGUAUUCGACCGAACCACGAGGGCACCCCGUGCAGGCAUUUAUCGAAAUUACCCGAGAAGGGUGUGCCCCGCAAAAAACGUCAAAAAGUUCGAUUUUCCAUUUCAUUGAACUGCUGCUCAUCCAAAAACAGAUAUUUGUAACGAGCGCUUUCGGCGUUUUCAUGCUUCUCGGACGAUACGAGAUAAGCUAAUAUUUCGUAAGAUCGAGAAUUUAUUCCUUUACGGAAAGAGCGAUUUUCACGGCAUUUAUGAAAUACGUUUAAGCAUAGACUUCUCGUUUCUUCUUGUUUUUUUUUCUUUUUAAGAGAAGCAAACUGUUUAAUUUAUACAAAUGCGAAUAGUAAAUCACCAAUGACUUACGCUGUGUGAAAGUACAUAUAUAGAAAAUAGCGCGAUAAUGCGUCAAAAGUGUAAAAUUGCGGACACUACUUGCUGACGCAAGCAGCAUUGAUACACAUAAAGAAUCUCAGAAUUCGAUAUCUUAUAUCAUGUAGAAAUGACAAACAGCUGUAUGCCCAUACGCUGUAAGGUGAUACUGUAGACUGGCGUUUAUAAUAAUAUAAAUUUAUUAUUCGUCUGCUCUUCUCAAUAAUGUUUCAAAGUGUAGACUUUUAAAAUUUAGGCUCCUAUCAUAUACAUAUAUAUAUAUAGACACCACUUUGUAAAUCUUUUUUUUAGAUAGCGACAUAAUUGUGGCCUUGACGAUAAAGUGUUACGCCUUUUGAAAGCACAUAAAGAGAUCUCGCGUGAGAGAGUUAGUAAUUGUUUAAUUGUUCUCGUAACGCGAGACUCUACCGUUUUCGGAUUAUGAUAAAAAUUUAAACUCAUUCAUCAUCGAUGUCUUGUCUCCCCUUUUUUCCUAAGUAUUUAUUACCAGUUAUAUGAAAUGUAUAUGUAUGUCAGAGUAAUUAUGUAUAAAAUUAAGGACUCAUACAACCAAAGAAGUGAAUGCACUUAUCAGCCAUUUUGUUUUGAGAUUGAGUGGUGGAAGAUCGAUAUGAUAGAAUUUAUUAUUGUAAUAAUUAAUCAAUCUCUUUUUCGGGCGAUAAUUAUUCUCGCGCCCGUGAUUAAUCCACGUUGUUUCUAUCGAUGAAUCAUGCAUAACAAAAUUAUGAUGGAGAACGAAUUUGACAGAAGUUUUUCUUCAUUCUUCCUGUCUUUUUUCGAUGUUUAUGAAAGUUACAUGGUUGAAAGAGUAACGUAUAUAUUUUUUUACUUGUAAAAUAGUGAGAGAUGGCAGAUGUUGUUCGGCACGAUGUAUUAAUGAGACAAAUGAUGAAAAAAAAAA
Messenger RNA from Temnothorax curvispinosus, 4608 nucleotides. Its product is annotated as membrane-associated guanylate kinase, WW and PDZ domain-containing protein 1-like. Gene Ontology annotation, biological process: signal transduction. Bases 297 to 3461 code for a protein of 1054 amino acids. The record is from RefSeq and is a predicted model, not a curated record. NCBI's taxonomy places the organism in Eukaryota, Metazoa, Arthropoda, Insecta, Hymenoptera, Formicidae. The transcript has 11 exons. Gene Ontology annotation, cellular component: cytoplasm. Gene Ontology annotation, molecular function: protein binding.